GAAAGGGAAGGAGGCCACUUGGCUUUUGUAAUUCUUUAUUGCAUAUAAGAGCGUGUAUUAUAUUGUCCAGGGCAUGGUAAUACAUGCAUGGACAUAUCUUGAUGUGUAGAUUUACUUCUGAAUUAAUAGUAUAUCUGGAAGAAAAGCAGAAGGCAACUGCUGAGCAGGUGCGGCUUAGAAAUAAGCGACGGAAAGUAGUGAAACUGUAAUUGUAGAAAAAAAACAGUCUGUGUGAACAGCACGUACUGAGACUUCAUAGAUAGAAGUGAACUGUCUUCCCUGGGUAAAUUCUGGUGGUAUCUUGUAUAAGGAAUCUUCAACUCAGAAUCUGUGUGAGAAUUGUGUUUUAAAGGGCUGUGGUUUCUUUCCUUCAGCAGAACGUGCUGUUCUCCAGCACAUCUCUCUGUUACUAAGAAAGUUAAUUUUUAUUAGACAGCAGGCAUUCAGGUCAACCAGCAUAGGUGCAGAAAACAUACUGAAAUGCUUGGGAAAAUGGAAACAGUUGGGCCUUUAGAGCCUGGCAGUAGGUCAAUGCUUCUGAUGUCGAGUGUGACUCUUUAAAUGCUUGACUAGGCUUUUUACUUUUUUAAUCUAGGUAUGUCAUUUUUCUGACCUUAUGAUUGGCUAUACAGGGUGUACCGCUUGCAUCUUGUCAUGACGUUUAUCUAAAACAAGUGGGGUUCUUAAAUUGUGUUAAAUCUGGUGACAUGCUGGUUUUUUGACAACUGUUUCACCCCGUGGAUACAGGUGGACAUUCUGUUCAGUAGCAGUCCUGCUUACAGGUUUGUUUUUGAGUACACAGGGAGACAUCUCAUGCAGCUGCACUGUCGGGAAGCAAAAUAUAUACCCUGGUACUAAGAUCUGCAAGUGGUUUCUUACAUCCUAACUCCAGGUGUCUCCUUCUCCGUGCCUGCUAGUUCCCAGGCAUUUAGAGACGCUGCAAAAUAAACUGCGGUAUUUGGGGACCAUGGCUACAGAUCCACUCUCGGAGCUUCAGGAUGACCUGAACUUGGAUGAUACCAACCAGUCCCUCAGCCAGCUCAAACUGGCCUCCAUAGAUGAUAAGAGCUGGCCAGCAGAUGAAGCCCCUGCUUUUCCUAAAUCAGAGGACUCCAAAGGCUCCCCUGAGCCCGUCACUCACCUGCAGUGGGACGAUCCCUACUAUGAUAUCGCCAGGCACCACAUUGUGGAAGUAGCAGACCAGGGUGCACUUGAUGGGGCCCAACCAGGUGAUGACAAAUAUGGAAGGAAAGUCAUUUUGUUCAGUGCCUGCCGGAUGCCCCCAAGUCAUCAACUUGAUCACGUGAAACUGCUGGGGUACCUGAAAUUCACAUUGGACCAAUACGUGGAGAGUGAUUACACACUGGUGUACCUGCACCAUGGCCUGACCAGUGAGAACAAGCCAUCCCUGAGCUGGCUGCGGGAUGCCUACAGGGAAUUUGAUCGCAAGUACAAGAAGAACAUCAAAGCCUUGUAUAUUGUGCACCCAACCAUGUUCAUCAAGACUCUGCUGAUUCUCUUCAAGCCUCUGAUCAGCUUUAAGUUUGGACGAAAGAUUUUUUAUGUGAACUUCCUUAGUGAGCUGGAGGAGUAUGUGAAGCUGGAACAGUUGGGAAUCCCAAGCCAAGUGCUGAAAUACGAUGAAUAUCUGAGAUCCCUGCAGAAACCUUCACAAGUGCCCCAGAAGCCAACACCCCCACGCCCACCGCUGCCAAACCAGCAGUUUGGAGUCUCGCUCCAGCAUCUCAGGGAGAAGAGCCCUGAUCAGUCGCCUGUUCCUCUGGUGGUCAGAGACACCAUCGCUCAUUUGCAGGAGCAUGCUCUUGCUACAGAGGGGAUUUUCCGGAGGUCAGCAAAUACACAGGUUGUCAGGGAGGUUCAGCAAAAAUACAACAUGGGUGUGCCUGUAGAUUUCCAGCAGUAUGAAGAUGUCCACCUCCCUGCUGUGAUUCUCAAGACCUUCUUGAGGGAGCUACCUGAGCCCCUCCUCACUUUUGGCCUCUACAGCCAUGUUGUCAGCUUCCAGAGUGUAGAGGAGGUGAAUCGUGUGGAUGUUGUUCGCAAAACACUCCAGACUCUGCCGGAAGAAAACUAUGAAGUGCUCCGUUUACUGACAGCCUUUCUGGUGCAGGUCUCUGCUCACAGUGACAGAAACAAGAUGACAAACACCAACCUGGCAGUUGUGUUUGGCCCGAAUCUGCUGUGGGCCAAAGACGUAGCCAUCACCCUAAAAGCCAUCAACCCCAUCAAUACCUUUACCAAGUUCCUGCUGGACCACCAGAAGGAGCUCUUUGAGGACGUGGAGGCCUGAAUGCAGGCCAGCCCACACCAGCACACUGUACCCACCUUCCCACCUUCUUUCCCACCUUGUCUUGGAGCUGUGACCAAGCUGUCUCCAGCGCAAAGGGACCAUUGAUACUCUGGGUGAUGAGCAGAGCGAGGGCUGUGGAGAUGGUGGAGAAAGGAUGUAAGUAAGCUAGCAGGAGACCUGCUGCUCCAGACGGGGAGGGGAGCCGGUCUCCCAGCUGCUGCGAGGGGAGUCCUAACCCACGUACCAGCCUGUGCAGCUCCUCCGGGGCUCAUCACCAGUCUGCUGCCCUAUCAGAUGACCUGCCUUCCUUUCUUCCUUCCCUCAUAUGCGGUUUUUCUGCCCUCCUGCUCUCUUCCUCUUUUUUGUUUAAGCUCCCAACCGCCCCAGCUCGCUCCCUUGCCUCAGCUGGGUUGUCUGAGCUAGGGCAGGCUUGCUGGGUUUUGUGGCAGAGAUGUUCCUGCUGCCAGUGCCAUCUCUCAGCACUGAGCGCACACCCUGCCUUUCCUCAGAGGCACCUAGAGCAGGGAAGGGAGCCUGGCAGCCCUUGUGCCAGGUAGCAGCGUGUCCUGCGCUUGCGAACACCACUCCAGACCCCCUGCUUUUGGCAGGCAAGUGACGGACAGGCUCGGGGCACACGGCCUGUAUUACCUGUCAGCCUCCGAUGCAAGGAAGCUGAAUUUAGCCCAACCUCCUCUGGGGUCGCCCACUCCAGAUACUACUCAGUGUUUGCCGGGGCGUAGUAGGUGAGGCGCCUCCCACAGUUACCCCGCUCAGGCGUUUGUCCCUCCAGCAGCAUUUUCAGCCUGGCUGGAAAGGUUCCUGCCAGACCUGGCUGUGCGGGAAGGGGGCUGGCGGGGGGCCCUUUGACAGCUGGGGAGCCUGAAUGGCGGGGGGCAAGUGCCCAGGUGGCACUGAACUGCUGAACGCUAUGAGCAUCGCUGCCUUGCCCUGUGGCAGCAGCACUCCUCCGUCGGGCAUGUGUGUCUGUGCCAACGGGCACGGGCCACCUUGCCUGGUCGUCUUUUUGAGCAGAACUUUCCCUGGCACAGUGUAACCGAGAGCUUGGCCUUGAGGGGCGGUCUGGGGACUGUGGCUAACCCUCACCCUGGAGUGCACCAGGCCUGGAUUAGGAAUUUCUGCCCAGGUGCUGAGCAUUCGUGCCAAAGCUGUGAGGGAACAGCUAUUCCAUGCUAAGGGCCUUCACCCCAUCUCCGCCUCAGUUCACGCCUGCCGUGCCACCGUGGAAGCCUGCUCAGAGGCACCCUGUGUGCCCUGGGCACAGCUGGAGAGGUCAGGUUGUCCUCGGGGCGGGCUCAGAGUGGGGUGGGCCUGGCACCUGCCCAAAGAGCUGCGAUACUGUUAGGGCACCCCUGUUGGUUUGGAGUUGCAGCAUUCCCGUUCCCUGAGCUGAGAUCCCUCUCUUGAGCCUGGGCCGGUAGGGUGUUAGCAGGGAGCUUCUAGCCUUACUUCACUGCUGUGUGUUCCGUCUUUGUGACUUGUACCCCGCAUGCCUGGGCCAGUCCCCCCCCUGCUGCAACUGGCGACGGGGACAAAUCUUUUGGACCAAGCAGAACAGAUUUUUAAAAAGCUACUGAAUGUUAAAUAGAAUUUGCUUUUUUAUAAUAUUUUAGCCUGCCUUUAAACACUGACCGAAGGUCGGUGCCCCAGUUGUAAACAAAAUAAGUGACAUCUGCUGCAGGAAUUAUGGAAAUGGUUCUUCUCUGCUAAGCCUUGGAAUGGGGUGGGCGUGAACAUGGGCAGCUCUGCGGGCAGCGCAGGUCCAGCCAGCUGGCUCAGAGGAGGCACACCAACACGUGGGUGGGAACAGUCAGCGAGAAACUGAGCAUUGCUAAGGCUGGAGCAAGAGAUGUUUUAGGAGAGGGCUGGGUCUGGUCCUUCCUGGCUACCGGGGGACUUUGCCCUACAAAGGCUGUAGGGCUGCUUAGUCCCGCUCUGCCAGGAACAGGAGGAGUCUUACCUGUCCGGCCAGGAUGUGACUUGUUGCAGCCGGAACAACUGGCAGCGGUAACCACAUCAAUGUUUUGGAGGUAGAGAGAUGCUCAGCUCCUGAUUCACCUGUGCUCCCUGCUCGGGUAGGUUAGAAGGGCCGAUGUGCUAUGGAGGAGUAAUCUGGGAUGGACCGUGUGGAGAGAGGUGUACCUGCCCCAGUGUUUGUUUCAAGAGGCAAGGCUUUCCGGACAGCCUGGGAGGAGCAUGGAGGCUGAGGGAGCCCAGCGCAGCCCCUUUCCCUGCAGCCACCCGGCUCUGUGAGGGCUUCAGUACGGGGGAGACGGUGUGCUGACUGUGUCUUGCAGCUGACCCUGGCUUCGCUUAUAUUCCCCCCCUGAGGAAAGGCAAAGCCAGCUCGCUUCUCCUGGGACAAACAAGCCCAAGGUCGGCAGCUCGGAACGGGAAGUGCCUGUGUGCCGGGGCACGAGGCCUUGGCCCUGUGUGCAGCCCUGGCUCCCCAGGGAGGGUGGCACGUUCCAGCCCUGCAGAGCAGCAAGGACCAUUCCCUGCCCAGGAGAGAUGGGAGCAGGGCUGGUGUAGCUUGGCCCCUCUCUGGAGGGACAGCAGGGAUUGCUGCAAGUGCCCGUCCUCUUCUGGCUAUAGUUUGUUUGGUGGGUGCUCUUUUUUUUUUUGUUGUUGUUUUUGUUUGGUUUUUGUAGUGAAUUCUUGAAAUAAUGUUUCCUUUUUUAGCAAAAAUGGAGACUGGUGCAUCCCCUGCAGGCAGGGAUAAAAGCCUGCUCCAGUUCAGUGCCUGCAGGGAGCAGAUUUGGAGGGUGUUCAGGAACCUGCUACUGCUCAUGGUGGGAAAGUGCUUGCAAAUCCUGGAAGGGACCCAGUGUAAAUAUCCCCUUUCCUCUGUGGCUCCUCAUGCUGGAGCUGCCGGGGGCCCUGGAGCAGGCACAGUAACAGGGUUGCUUUUGCUUCUGCAGUCUGCUCUCCAGAAUGCCUUGUAUUAAACUCUCCCUCCUGUGACUUGAGCAAGCGGCCUGGGCCUGCCUGCAGCCUGCGCUGGCUAGGUGGCCACUGGUGCCUGCGGCUGCCGAGCCCGAGGGCUACAUUCCCUCCUGGCCUGGACAGCCCGUCACGCAGGGCGCUGGCCGGGCUGGGUUUCUCCAGCUGCGGGCAGUGUCAGGUAACGUGCUGGUCGUUGGUUUUCUCCUUGCUGUAGAGCUGCCCAAGGGUCUCUUCCCUGGCUCAUCCUCCGGGUUAGCUGUUAGCCGUCUCUCCCUAGGGGGGUACUUGUUCCACUUCAACGCUCCGCCUCUUAGCACCUAGCCCAUUCCCUCUGCUGAGCCUCCUGCCAUCUUCGCGGCCUCUGAUCGCUCCCCAGCCCGAGCUGUGUGCAGACACUGGAGCUCUCUGGUGCGCAGGGGCGGCAGGGGCUGGCUGGCUGCCUUGUGGCAGUGUUCGCUGAUUCCAGAGAGAGCUGAGGGGGCCAGGUUGGUCCCCGUUUCCUCUCAUGCACAGGGGCUCCUGUACAAAAUUUUUGGCUUUGCUUUUGUUGCUGGUGUUCCCUGCCUUCUUUUAUGUUGAUGUUCAUCAGGUGCAGGCCUGAGGUUUUCACGGUUCACACUGUUUAUUUUCUUCUAAUCUGCACCAAUCUUAUAUUUCAUGGUUUGCACUUUUGUAUUUCAAUAAAAAUCAAGAUGUAA
Molecule: messenger RNA, 5973 nt
Organism: Falco peregrinus (peregrine falcon)
Lineage: Eukaryota; Metazoa; Chordata; Aves; Falconiformes; Falconidae
Gene: ARHGAP1
Product: Rho GTPase activating protein 1
Exons: 14
Coding region: 968-2311 (447 amino acids)
Biological process (GO): negative regulation of endocytic recycling; small GTPase-mediated signal transduction
Cellular component (GO): cytoplasm
Molecular function (GO): GTPase activator activity
Source: RefSeq, a predicted model, not a curated record